AUGGCUCCAAGAUCCGCCUCUAGAACCCCUGAAGCAAAUGACACUGACUGGGAUUCGAGUCUCGCAGCUUCGCCGGCGUCAUCUCGCUAUUUCACCCCUGGUCCCGUCGAAAUCGACCUCGAACUGGUGGAAAAACCUACAAUUGAAGACGGCAAGCUCUUCGACACUGCCCAGGACGGCAUCGAUGCGGUCAAUGACUCUCUUGCGUCUAUUGGGUAUGCGGUUGUUAAGCACCGCUCGAAAUCCCGCGGUUCUAAAGCACUCGGAAAUGAAGCUGUCUACCUUGUUGUCCUUCGUUGCGACCGUGGGAGACGCCCAGACCCUCGCCCUAAUACUCCUGACGGUCCGGAAGACGCCCUACCUCGUCCCGACAGACAUUCGGGGCGGCGACCGCGUGCUCGUAUCGCCUACGUCUCUGUCUCCAGCCGACUGGGCACUGGAGUGCCUCCCCGCCAGAUCCUCUCGAUUCUCGCUGGACAGGGCGCUCAGUUAAGGGAGCAUGAUAUCACCAACCGUACUCAGAGGCUUAUCACCGAGUUUCUCGCCGGCCGGACCCCUAUCCAGGCCCUCUUCGAGGAGCUACCGAAGCGCGGAGAGUGGUAUCUCCGUCAUACAACCCAGUUCGACGGUAGGACAGUGUCGGGAGUCUUCGCAAUACAUCGUACUAGCGUUGCGCAGCUUCGGGAGUCUCCUUACGUGCUAUGGAUGGACUGUACGUAUCAGACCAACCGCUUUAACAUGCCGUUACUUGAUAUCAUUGGAAUCAACUCGGUCGGGAGGUCCUUUUCGGUCGCAUUUGUCUUCCUACCGAGCGAGCGAGAAGACGCGUAUAGCUGGGCUUUACGGUGUCUACAGGGCGUCUACGACGAGUAUGACCUUGGGAAUCCCCUCACGGUAUUCACUGCUAAAGAGAAGGCCCUCCUGAAUGCGAUUGCCGCUGUCUGGCCGACGACGGGUUCCUUGAUCUGCCAUUGGCAUGUCAAUACGAAUAUUAAGUCGAAGGCGAUGCCAGCUAUCGACGCGAGCUCCGACUGA
This is a messenger RNA of Penicillium canescens, 1035 nucleotides long. RefSeq names its product transposase. Bases 1 to 1035 code for a protein of 344 amino acids. NCBI's taxonomy places the organism in Eukaryota, Fungi, Ascomycota, Eurotiomycetes, Eurotiales, Aspergillaceae. The transcript is spliced from 3 exons. The record is from RefSeq and is a predicted model, not a curated record.